Molecule: messenger RNA, 5670 nt
Organism: Salarias fasciatus (jewelled blenny)
Lineage: Eukaryota; Metazoa; Chordata; Actinopteri; Blenniiformes; Blenniidae
Product: proteoglycan 4-like
Exons: 1
Coding region: 3161-5284 (707 amino acids)
Source: RefSeq, a predicted model, not a curated record
CAAUGAAUUUUCUCAUAGUGAAUAUCAAAUACUUGUCUUGGUUGAAAAUGCUACAUUUUUUUAUGCCGCUUUAUAACAAAUAGCAUCUCUUUUCACAGUCUCUCUGUUGCUCCUUUUCACAGUCACUCCUUUUCCAUUGUUUUUCCCCUCUUUGCUACUUCCAGAUUUCCAGCAGUGUUUGCGUAGUUUUCAGCAUCUGUGUUUUUCCCAUGAAAGGCUGAUUUCUGAAACAUUCUAUAUUGUAGACUCAGAAUGCUGCCCUUAUGAGUGUCUGCACACACAGAUGCUGUAGAAUCAAUCCUCUACCUCAGGAGGAAAAUAUUUCCUCUCAGAGUUAGAAUCAGCUUAUAUUUGAAAUAUUGUAUGGCUAGUGUAAUUCACUCUGCUUUAGCUUCUCAUUCUUUUCUCACUCACCCCCCAAUCCCACUGACUCUGGAUUCUAUCAGCUUUAGCCUUUCUCUUUUUCUAGAGAACAAAAAUGUAAUGUAAACGUACCUAUAAAUGUUGCCAGGUCUGAAAUAUAAUUACACUUUAAAGGACUAUGGGCUAGUUUUUGUAAAUUGCUUCGGUCUGUUUGAAGUUAUUCUUCAUUGACCAACUGUCGCCAUCUUUUGAUGUGAUAAAUAAAAACGUUGUUUUUACGUAUUCAAUUAUGUCGACACGUUAACCCAGCGUUAAUUUGAAAUGCCUCUCACCUGAGCAAAUGAAGAAAUGCAUGGUGUGUAAGUAGUACAUUUCAUAUGCUCUGUCUGGAGAAAGUUGAAGUCCUUAACAGCAGUUACUCAGGCCUAUCAAAGGAAAAUGCUAUUUAAAGGCUUUUUGAAUUUGAGUGACACUGGCUAAGAGUUAUUGACGGUGGUAAUUGAGUACAUGUUAUCAUGCGAAGAGGGGGUGUGUACACUAAGUAGUGAGUAAUUGUGGGUAAUGGUGCAUAUAAAUAAGCCAUCUUGUUAUUCAGCAAUAAAUUGACUUAAAUUACAUCAAAGUCUACUGUCCCGAUGUGAUGGUCUCACUUGACUAUACAUGUGGAAAUAUUACUAUUCUACAGUGUUUUGUGUUGCAGUGUGAAACCCUUUUAAAGAAUGAAUUCGCUGACUUCAUUUAUGUCAGCUCUGAUAAAAUAAUAGUAAAUCCUCAGUAGCAGUAUUUAUUGAAAGUAUUCAGUUCAAAUGUCAUUCCAAAAUGUAAAUCAUGAUUGCACACUUUUGUUAAUGCAGCUAUCAUCAGUGGAAUAUAUUAGAUGUCCUGUCAGUUUUGCUCUGAAAUUAUUUUAUUCACCAAUACCUGUAAAAUAGUUUUUGUCCAGUAAUUUUGUUAGAUUAAGUAGUUUGAAAAAUAGCACCUUUUUUUUUUUUUUUUCAUUUUUUUCAAUUGUGUCACUGGAAGACACUGCAUGAAAUUGUGAACACAAUCAGUUUUCCUUUGAAUGCACCCAUUUCACUUAGUAGUUCUUAAAGACAGAAAAUUCAAAACUAGCUCCACUUGUCCUCACAAUCUUUGUGCUUGUUCACGUGUGGGGCACCAUUUUGGGUUUUCCUUCACUAAGCCGCUUCAUGAGGCUUGCACUUGAAACAUCAACAGUGGUUGUCCAACCUGCCACCAUUGUUCUUCCUUCAUCAGCUGCAGGAGUUUUGACUUCUCCUGGGGUAGCUGUUCCUAAUGCAAGCAAAGAAACCCCAUCAGCGAACCCUUCAUUUUCUUGCCUGCCUUCUCAAGAUCAAGGCUUUGCAGAAGGAACUGGCACUCCUGCCACUUGUGAUCGGCCAAAUGGUCUUGGCGAUACUCUUGAAGUGUCCGAGCUGAAAGAAGCAAAUGAAGAGUCAACGUUGGUCUCGCCUGUAGAGCUGAGUGGUGACACAACUGGGGCUUCCAUUGGUUUACCACCUCCUGAAGAGUCUGUUCCUGCCACUGAGGGUCCCAUUAUAUCCCCAGGGCUGCAAAAUCCUGAAGAGGCCCUUGCUGCCGAAAUAGCCCCAAAUCUGUCCAUUGUUGCUACUAAAGAACCAACGGGCCAAGAGGUUACAAAGGCACAGAUGUCUGAAGAAGAUCAACAAAUAGUAGAAGAAAAACCAACUGAUUUACAACCCUCCGGUAAUGAAGAUGUAAAUGGUGAACCCAUGAAGACCACUGAUACGCUGACAACUGCAGUCGAAGGCUUGGCUGAUCUAAACCUUGAUGCAGCUCAAGAGAAAGUGUCUGAUGUGACCGUGGAAGUGGUGACUCAAAGUGAAAAUCCCGAGAAGAACGAACCUGUCAUACUUCUCUCCAAGCCCAUUCAGUCUAAGGGGAACAGUGCAAAUGAUGUGGUUCCUAUUUCCACCAGCAAUCUGUCAGGUUGGUUUGAGUUCUGUGAAAACUGGGUUCAUUCCCAUCGUUGUUUAUAUCCCUAUACACUGAAUCCCCCUCAUCAGAUUUUGUCAUUUGUAAUUUGAUUUAAAAAAAAAAAGUCUCUUUUGAAGCCUGUCUGUUGGUGCUCUUAAAUUGAUGGGAUGUGAAAGGGUCAAUUGCCUGUCUGUUCUGUACUUUAGUUUUUCCACAUAGUGAGAGUAGUUAGAUCAAGUGUCUUUUUGAGAAUCAGAAAUAUUAAUGGCUUAGAAAUGUUAUUUUCCCCAAUAUCAGUUUCAUUUUAGCUUUGAUAGAAAACCACUUAAUUCAAAUGAAAUGUUAUCAAAUAGACAGCCUGGUCAUUUUGCCUGGUGUUUGCUACUUUGUGCUUGAAGCACCAGAUCAGAGGCGUGGUUUGUCUGACAGAUCUUUGUGUCAACUCAUGAGUCGUGAUGUGUAAUUAAAGUACACUUAGAUCUUUGUGUUUAGUGCAUCUUGACUAAAUGUAGGUUUUCUGUGUGGAGAUUGGUAGCACAUACUGUGUAUUUGGAACAACUCUUUUCCACUGGCAUCUGAAAAGAGGGUCUUAACUCUAACACAAAGCAAAUGUGUGCCGCCUUGGGUUUUUGGAUUUCUAACCUGCAUGGGUACAACUUUUACUGAAUGAGCACCAUAUUAAAGAAUCUUUUUUCACUCAGCUGCACCUCCUGCCCAACCUCCCUCCCUGCCACCCCAGGCAGCUGCUGGCCCUGCUAAGCCCAAAGGCAAAGAUGCCAAGAGCGCAAAGGGUUCCUCUGCCCCAAAGGCUGUCCCUGGCAGAAGGAAGCGCUCUUCAAUGUCUGCCUCUUCCUCCUCCCCCACUUCACCUAAAUCUACCCCUUCCUCUGCUCCUCUUUCACCCGGGCUAUCUCCCUUGGCUUCCUCGCCUGGUGGCGUAUCCGCCCAUCAUUCCACCCGGUCUGGCCCUAAAGUUGUCAAAGCUGGCAAACAGGGCAAACCUCAAAAGGGGGAAGGGUUUGUUCCUGCUCCCGUUCAAGUGCAGGAAAAGCCAGCAGAGUCUGGUCUCAAUCAACCUGUGCAUGUUGAAACAAAGCCUGUAUCAGCUGAGAUGAAAAUUCCAUCUCCAGCUGUUAGUAAACCUGUUGCAGCUCCAGCUGCAUUUAAAGUUACCUCAAAACCUGCUGUGGCAGCACCAGUUUCAUUUUCAGAUGCUAUUGUUGCCAGCCCUCCCAAGUCUGUUGAAAUGAAGGCACCUUCCUCAAAGGUUUCUUCUGUUUCUGCUACUGAUGACGAGCUUCCUCCUCUCAUACCUCCUGAGAAACCAAUGAAACCAGUGCCUACAAGUUUGUCUUCUGCAGAGAAAGACAGUGUAAAGCUUGCUACAUCUCCUGAAGUUCUUGCAGUUUGCCAUGCUCCCCCCAUUUCAGAAGUUAAGAUUGAAGAUCAGCACAAGCCAUUGCCUGUUAAUGUUGCUGCUGAACCAGCACCAGUGAAGACAAGUUUGUCUCCUGUAGAGAAAGAGAGUGUAAAGCUUGCUACAUCUGAUGCAGUUCUUGCAGUUUGCUAUGCUCCCCCCAUGACAGUUUCAAAAGUUAUGAUUAAAGAUGAGCCCAAGCCAUUGCCUGUUAAUGUUGCUGCUGAACCAGCACCAGUGAAGACAAGUUUGUCUCCUGUAGAGAAAGAGAGUGUAGAGCUUGCUACAUCUGAUGCAGUUCUUGCAGUUUGCUAUGCUCCCCCCAUGACAGUUUCAAAAGUUAUGAUUAAAGAUGAGCCCAAGCCAUUGCCUGUUAAUGUUGCUGCUGAACCAGCACCAGUGAAGGCAAGUUUGUCUCCUGUAGAGAAAGAGAGUGUAGAGCUUGCUACAUCUGAUGCAGUUCGUGCAGUUUGCUAUGCUCCCCCCAUGACACUUUCAAAAGUUAUGAUUGAAGAUGAGCCCGAGCCAUUGCCUGUUAAAGUUGCUGCUGAACCUACUGAGGUUGCCAAGCCCACCGUUGAGGCUAAACCUGCCCCUGUGGAGGAGGCCAAGCCUACUGUUGAGGCUAAACCUGCCCCUGUGGAGGAGGCCAAGCCUACUGUUGAGGCUAAACCUGCCCCUGUGCAGGAGGUCAAGCCUACCGUUGAGGCUAAACCUGCCCCUGUACAGGAGGCCAAGCCCGCCGUUGAGGCUAAACCUGCCCCUGUAAAGGAGGCCAAGCCUGCCGUUGAGGCUAAACCUGCCCCUGUAAAGGAGGCCAAGCCUGCCGUUGAGGCUAAACCUGCCCCUGUGCAGGAGGUCAAGCCCGCCGUUGAGGCUAAACCUGCCCCUGUAAAGGAGGCCAAGCCUGCCGUUGAGGCUAAACCUGCCCCUGUAAAGGAGGCCAAGCCUGCCGUUGAGGCUAAACCUGCCCCUGUGCAGGAGGUCAAGCCCGCCGUUGAGGCUAAACCUGCCCCUGUGCAGGAGGUCAAGCCCGCCGUUGAGGCUAAACCUGCCCCUGUAAAGGAGGCCAAGCCUGCCAUUGAGGCUAAACCUGCCCCUGUAAAGGAGGCCAAGCCCGCCGUUGAGGCUAAACCUGCCCCUGUGGACGAGGCCAAGCCCGCCGUUGAGGCUAAACCUGCCCCUGUGGAGGAGGCCAAGCCCGCCGUUGAGGCUAAACCUGCCCCUGUGGAGGAGGCCAAGCCUGCCGUUGAGGCUAAACCUGCCCCUGUGGAAGCCGAAAAACCGUCCCAAGUUGAGCCCGCUGUCCCUGCACCCCGUAAACUCACAUUUGCAGAGGCCGUUGCAAAACCUUCCCCUGUUAAACCUGAAGCUGAAGUAAUCGGCACGACCCCUGAACCCGUCCCCUCGCCAAAACCUGCCCCACCACCUUCCAAAACCCCUGCCAAGGUGGAGUCCAUCAAGAACGAAGCUGGUAUUUCAUUACUCUCCUCUUUCAUGCCUUCUGUUUCAGCUGUCACCAUGUUCUCGGACAUAGUUAUUUAGAUAUGCUGUUAUUAAAGAGAGGUUGUUUUUUUUUGUUUUGUUUUUUUGUGCCUUGAAUUAAAUGCUCAGUUUUAAGAUGUACCUUGUGACUCUACUCCUGAUUUCAAGAAAAGAUUUGCAUUUUCAUCCUUAUACUAUAGGUUUUAAUCCAACUUUGAUUUUGUUCAGAAUGCCUUGUUUCAGAGGCCAAGGUGGUAUGUUAUAGUAACAUGCUUUAAAAAAUAUAGGUUUGAGACAAAUUGUCAAUACACUGAGUGGUUUGUAAUCCUUGGGCAAUAUAGACAUGCUUUGUCAAAAUCACUUAAUUUUUUUUCCCCAGGUCAAUUUUCAGACAUGCAUACAUGCGAUAGAAGCCAUGUUGUGUCUAAAUUGUCUACUGAUGAUGU